Cyclopterus lumpus (lumpfish) is the source of this 3183-nucleotide messenger RNA. Its product is annotated as up-regulator of cell proliferation-like. NCBI's taxonomy places the organism in Eukaryota, Metazoa, Chordata, Actinopteri, Perciformes, Cyclopteridae. Gene Ontology annotation, molecular function: GTP binding; protein binding. The record is from RefSeq and is a predicted model, not a curated record.
UACAACAGGUUAUUGCAUUGCAGAGUGUUAUCCUCUGGACUAAUACUUAAUUUAUAUUGCAUAUCGGCUAGAGUAGAAAAAAAUCCUCGAUUAUAGAACGGACACACUUUUUACCAUGGAUAAUCUUCAAAGUGAGAAGCUGUUUGAAUAAUCUGGACCAAGUGUGGGAUGGCGGAGAGUGUUCCCAAUAUGGAUAACUCGGAUGAGGAGGAGUUCUAUGAUCUGCCGGAUUCCUACCUUGAGCUAUACCGUGAGGAAGGAGAGAAAACUCCACCAGCAUCACAGUCUGACUAUGUUCCUCCUCCAGGAGAAGUAGCAGUUCUCAAAGCUAAAAGCAAAGCUUCGCAAUCUGUCACAGAGCCCAACCCUCCUGUGCAGAUUGUGGUCUCUCAGGUCAGUAGUGAGUCACUGUCCCUGUGUUGGGACACCCCUGCUGGUGAAGUGGAGAGUUACAUUGUCACUUGUUGCCAUGAAGGAGACAUUGUGCAAGAGUCAACAGACACAAACAAGCUGACUCUCAGCAACCUGAAGCCCGGGGUGUGCUACUCUCUUCUGGUGUCUACACAACUUAGGAAUGGAAGAAUAAGCAAGCCGGCUGUGACAUCUGCCCAAACAAAGACACAUCUAGAGAGCUUAUUGGAGGAUCUGGGGUUGGAGCACCGCCUCAAAAAGAAGCUAUCCCUCAGCACAAUACUUCAGAUUGACAAGAAGACCAUCAAUGAUGAACUUGCCAAGUGUAACUCAGAUCUUCCAUGGUACUUCCUACAGAAACUGAUGAUGGUUAAUGUGACAGCUAGGAAUGUGAAAUGUACAUCUGCAUGUGAGUCAAGCUGUAAUGAUCCGCUGUUAAAUCUUGAUAAUCUAGUUAAAGGUACAAAUUCAGGUGACAGGCUAAACCCCCUUGACAUAAUCACUGCCCUCUUUCUGUGCUCGGAUGGUUUUGUACGGCAGGAACUGUCACUCAAGAUGUCUAUGUGUCAGUUUUCAGUUCCUCUGUUGCUUCCUAACUGUGACACAAAGCAGUGCACACUCAUGCUUUGGGCCAUGAGAGACAUUGUAAAAAAGUACAGACCUCAGUCCCUUACCGAAUCCAAGGGCUUUAUUGAAGACAGAAUCGUUCUCUCUGAACUUCCAAUGAUAUCUUUUGUGAGACUGGGUGAGUGCUCCUUGUCCAAGUCAGAGAUCCUCAAUAAGCUUCUGAGCAAUUCUCAGCAGUAUCACGAUACCUUUGUUCAUCAUGAUAUGGAGUGUGGUGACAGUCCAAGGAGAAUAUCCAAUGGACUCGUUGAAAUCUCUUGGUACCUUCCUUGUGGCAACAAAAACAUGGAUGUCUUCAGUGAGCCAGUAGCUGUAGCUAACCUUCGUGGGGACAUUGCUUCAUUUGAAACACAAUUUUCCUUUUUGUGUCAGACAUCUGCAGCAGUUUUUGUGUUCUUUGACACUUUGGACUCUGAGUGCGACCUGCUCACCAACAAACACCACAAGGCACAGAUCUUUUUGGUUGGGAACCUUCAAAGCAAUCACUUUGGUAUAGAUGCUCUACAAAAGGUAGCAACUAAGUUGAGUUUGACUAACAGCAACAUCCUUUUGAAGACUAAACAAAUGAAUGAUGCAGACUUUGUUAAAACAUUGCGGAAAACAGUCAGCAAGGUAGUUGAGAACUCAAAAAUGAAGAUGAGAAUUGAGCAGAUGGCUGACAUUGCCCACGAACUGGGAAUCUGGGUUGAUGAAGAGUCUUCAGAGUGCCAGACUGCCAAGAAAAAUGCAAAUGCCAUCACGGCUGAUAUUCAAGAUAUCCUUCAAUACAAAGAAGCUCAGCUGCCCUUGCAAGGCCAAAUAUGGAAGGAACUGACUCGCUUAGAGAAGGAAGAAUUUCGGCUUCGAAAUGUCGGAUCUAAGAAUAUAGAAGACUACAAAAGUGAUCUUCAGAUACAGAAAACACAACUUCGGAAAGAACAAAACUCUCAUGACAUUUCAAAUGCAAUGACAUGUUUCAUCAAUGCAAUAUCAAGCCCAGAGAUAGAGAGAUGCUAUUUCCUGAAAUGGAUGCGAAUGAACCUCGAUAACGUGUCUCGAGAGAAAUUGUCUGAUCUCAGGGAGCAGUACAAAGAAAAAUGCAAAGAUCCUGAAAACAAAGAAGAAAUCAAAGACAUUGACAGACAACUUACCAACAGCUCAUUGGGGAUUGAACACUUCUUCCGUGAAAUGGGUCAGAUCUACGAAGCUUCACUUUCCCUUCCAGAAAGAGACCCAUCACGUGAACAAUUACAGCAUCUGCCCAAACUAUGUGCACAAUUGUUACUUGAUGGCUUUCCCCUUGAGCUUGUAGAUGGAGAAGCAUCCAACAUACCUCUCAGAUGGGUCAGUGACGUUCUUUCUCAGCUCAGUGACUUGAUGUCUCCUAAGAACAAGAUACUGGUCGUCACAGUUCUUGGAGUUCAGAGCACAGGGAAGUCCACUCUCCUCAACACUAUGUUUGGAGUGCAGUUUGCAGUCAGCAGUGGUCGAUGCACUCGAGGGGCCUUUAUGCUGCUCAUCAGAAUCAAUGAAGAUGUCAAAAAAGAACUCAACUGUGACUUCAUGGUGAUCAUUGACGAGGGCUUGAAGUCACCAGAGCUUUCACAACUGGACAAUAGCCACGAGCACGAAGAGCUUGCAACACUUGUUGUGGGGCUGAGUGAUGCCAUCAUCAAUGUUGCAAUGGAGAAUUCAACCGAAAUGAAAGACAUCCUACAAAUAGUCGUGCAUGCUUUCCUCAUGAUGAAAGAGGUGGGCAAAAAGCCCAAAUGUCAGUUCGUCACCAGAAUGUGUCCGAUGUUCUCCGCCCAUGAGAAGAACUUACGAGACAGGAAAACUGCUCAGCAACAGUUAAACGAGAUGACCCAGGGCAGCAGCCAAAAUGGAAAGGAAAGAGAGAACAAGAGCUUCACUGAUGAGGAGUACAGUCCAGACACCGGGAACUGCUACAUUCCUGGACUCUGGAAUGGAAACCACCAAUGGCAACCGGUCAAUGCAGGGUACAGCGAAGCUGUGUAUGAGCUGAAGAAGAACAUAAUCCAUAUUUUGGGAAGCUGUGAAUCAUCUGCUAAUGAUAUCUUGGAGUUUACAGAGUGGAGAAAAGUCUUUAAUGCAGUUAAGCAUGAAAACUUCAUCUUCAGCUUCAGAAAACAGCCUGGUGGCUGA